This is a messenger RNA of Sorghum bicolor (sorghum), 743 nucleotides long. RefSeq lists its product as uncharacterized. The transcript has a single exon. NCBI's taxonomy places the organism in Eukaryota, Viridiplantae, Streptophyta, Magnoliopsida, Poales, Poaceae. The record is from RefSeq and is a predicted model, not a curated record. The coding region runs from base 28 to 516 and encodes 162 amino acids.
UUCGGGCCUGAAGAAUGCUGGGCCGUUAUGGGCCGUUUGGUCCCUUCUUUUUUCCUGCUAGCGUGGAGUCCAAGAAGCAAUCUUGUGCAAUUCGUCGCUGCUGCGUGCCUCCGCCCCUACGACUACGAGCAGUCAGUCGAGUCCCGAACCGCCGGCGAACCCCCAUCCGGCAUCUCCAACCAAUUUCCUCGUCUGACUCUGACCAGUGACAUGGAAAAGGCUUCUCCAGCGACUGGGCCCAUGAGGAAGCGGAAGGACAGGGACGCGGCGGCUCCGGCAGCGGGCCCACCAGAUCCGGCUGCCGGCGGCAACAGGCUCCUGGCGGGGCUCCUCGCGCACGAGUUCCUCUCGUCCGGCACGGUCCUCGGCGAGCGGCGCGGGCCAGGACACGGGCCAUGCCCGGAGGCGGGCGGGGCCUCGCGGUACGAGGCCGUGGCCGUGCUGGUGCAGCGCGGCAUGGCCCGCGUGCCCGGGGUGGUCAACCCCACGCAGCUCGCCGCUUGGGCCGGGAGGUGAGCCGAGGAUGGCGCGCCAGCCAGCCGCGGGAGUUGGACACGCCGUGCGCGUGUCCAUCAGGGAAGCAUCCGCGUGCGUCUUUCUUGAGAGCGAUGCUGAUGUUACUAUGUUAGUACUCAUGUGGAAUCCCCAGCACAACGACUUUGGUAGUUGUGGAAUUCUACUUGUUACUAUACUCGUUUGUCCAUAUUUUAUUUUGUGCUGUGAUGGAUUUUAUAAGUUGAUCA